This is a messenger RNA of Penicillium expansum, 519 nucleotides long. RefSeq lists its product as uncharacterized. Bases 1 to 519 code for a protein of 172 amino acids. Lineage: Eukaryota; Fungi; Ascomycota; Eurotiomycetes; Eurotiales; Aspergillaceae. The record is from RefSeq and is a predicted model, not a curated record. The transcript is spliced from 3 exons.
AUGACCAGUCCGUCAAGUACUAUUCUUAUUGAAGAUGACGAACUACCCCUGAGCUGGCGGCCAACCGAUUCACAAGUCCAAAGAAGAUCUCCACGUACAUCUCUUGAGGUCCUGAUCGAACCAAACGAUGCUGCGAGUGGUAGCAUAGAACCGUCACGCAAACGCAAAAGAGCCAAAGGAAAAGGGCGUGACACUCUGGAUACCUGUUUCAGGAAGCUGCGCAAGACAUUUGACGAAGAACUUGGAUAUUUCGAUCAAGAAGUUGAAAGGCUGCAACAAAAAUUCCAGGAGAUCGAAAGGAAGCUUCUCCUACAGGAGGAGCGGUACCAAGAGGAACUUCGGAGCAAGCUUAUCCUACAAGAGGAGCGGCAUCAAGAGGAACUUCAGAGAGAGCUCCUCCUACAGGCAGAGCAGCAUGAAGUGGCGCUUUCCCAGAUACGCACUCUGAGAUGCAUCAUUUGCUACGAGCAGCCAGAUCGUUGGCAUGUGCGGGCAUGCGGGCAUUUGAUUUUGAUUUAA